AAUAUUUUCCAAAAAUUAAAACCAUAAUACAGCAAUACAUCCUAUAUAAAUAUGUGUAUUUUUAUACAAAUAACAAUCAAAUAGUGCAACUGAAGAAUUAUCAAUAUAUACAGUAUUAAAAUUCAAAGUUGUUAUCUGUUAAUUAAUUCAUAGAGAUGGAAAGUUUCAAUGAUUCACCUUUAGAGUGGGAAAAUGAAUUAGAAGAAGAUAAUGAAAAUGAAAAAUGGGUUGUAAAACAAAAUAUCAUGUUCCUAAUUGAUGCAUCAAAACCAAUGUUUAAUACUUUUAAUAACAAAAAUUUUUUUUCAACGAGUAUUGAAAUUUGUAAAGCCGUUGUAAUGAAACUCAUAAGAAUGAAUAGGAAUGAUAAAAUAGGUGUAAUGUUAUUUGGAACAAAUGAUAAUAAUAAGACUUGUCCAAAUAAUAUUAAUAUUUUAUGCCAAAUAAAAAAACCAGGCAUUCAUACCAUUAACAUACUUGAUGAUGUUAUGUUAUCUGAUUUAACAAGAUAUGGGCAAUCUCAAUUUUUACCAUUAGCAGAUGCUUUAUGGUAUAGUAACUACCUUAUAAAAAAAUGUGAUGAAAAUCAAAGUCGUAGCUCAAUAAUUCUCAUAACAUGCAAUGAUCAACCAAUGAUUGGAGACUCUAAAAAACAAUUCAAUUUAAGAAAAAGAUUAGAUGAUGUGAUUAAAAAUGAUAUUGAUUUUAAAUUUAUACCUCUUGGUGCAACUUUUAAUAUGAACAUUUUUUAUGAAAAAAUUCUGAAUAAAUUCAACAAUAUCACCAUACCUUCCAAUGGAUUAAAAAACAUUGAUGAUAUUAUGUCAGAAAUUAAUGAAAAAAUGAAACACGGAAGAAGUGUGUCCAAAAUCAAAUUUUUUAUUGAUAAUAAUAAUUUUAUUUGUACUUCAAUUUACAAUUUUUAUACAAAAUCUAAAAUACCAUCAAAAGUUAAAUUGGACAAAAACACCAACAAACCUUUGAAAUCAAUGAGCCAAAUAUUUACAACUGAUACCAAUGAACUAGUGUGUACAUCCGAUCUUGGAAAAUAUUGUAUUAUAGCCCAACGUACAAUAGUAUUUAAAAGUGAAGAUCUUCCAAUAUUAAAAAGCAGCAUUAUUGAACCGGGUACCAUUAAAUUACUUGGUUUUACAAACAAAGAGAAUAUUUUAAUUUUAUACCAUUUUAAAACUUCUUCCUUUAUUCAGCCUGAUAAUGUUUCGUUAGAAGGAAGUUCCUUAUUUUUUAAUUCUUUACUUGAGUGUUGUUUAGAAAUGAAUAAAAUAAUAAUUUGCUUUUUGAAAAUUCGAAAAGGUGGAAGAGGUCAUUUAGUUGCCUUAUUACCUCAAACUGAAAUUUUAGACGAUUAUGGUACUCAAAAAUAUCCACCUGGCUUUCAUGUUAUUUACUUGCCAUUUUCAGAUUGUAUCAGAACCAUUAAAACACAAGAACCAAAUUAUAGUUUACCAAAAAUAACGGAACAACAAAUUAACAUAGCAAAAAACAUUUGUGAAAAAUUGUCAUUUGAUUAUUACCCAGCAAUAAUCAAAAAUCCAAAAAUAAAUUGUCACUGGGCUAUGCUGGAGGCAUUAGCAUUAGAAUUAGAAGCACCUAACGUUACUGAUGAAACUCUUCCGACAAAUUUUAUUGGAAACAAAUUGAAUCUAAUAAAAAAUGAUAUUUAUGAAUAUCUUUUUCCAAAACAUAAUAACAUAUUAAAAACACCUGUAGCAAAAAAGAGGGUUCCUAGUACUUCUCAUGAUAACAAAAGAGCAUUGAAAAAACAAAAAUAAGUUAUAUUAAAUUGUAUUAAUUAUUUAAAUGUUUUUAAAAUCAUCAUAUGUAAUGUUUUACAAUUUGAAUGGCAAUAAAUUGAAUGCAUUAAUAUAAA
Molecule: messenger RNA, 1891 nt
Organism: Sipha flava (yellow sugarcane aphid)
Lineage: Eukaryota; Metazoa; Arthropoda; Insecta; Hemiptera; Aphididae
Product: X-ray repair cross-complementing protein 6-like
Exons: 2
Coding region: 156-1793 (545 amino acids)
Biological process (GO): double-strand break repair via nonhomologous end joining; cellular response to X-ray; telomere maintenance
Cellular component (GO): Ku70:Ku80 complex; nucleus
Molecular function (GO): telomeric repeat DNA binding; damaged DNA binding; DNA helicase activity
Source: RefSeq, a predicted model, not a curated record